Molossus molossus (Pallas's mastiff bat) is the source of this 2603-nucleotide messenger RNA. It is a transcript of the gene UBE2Q2, whose product is annotated as ubiquitin conjugating enzyme E2 Q2. The record is from RefSeq and is a predicted model, not a curated record. The transcript is spliced from 13 exons. Bases 46 to 1161 code for a protein of 371 amino acids. NCBI's taxonomy places the organism in Eukaryota, Metazoa, Chordata, Mammalia, Chiroptera, Molossidae.
CGUGACGGCGGCGCGGGCCCGGCUCCCCGCCGGAGAUGAGGGAGGAUGUCGGUGUCGGGGCUCAAGGCUGAGCUGAAGUUCCUGGCGUCCAUCUUCGACAAGAACCACGAGCGGUUCCGCAUCGUGAGCUGGAAGCUGGACGAGCUGCACUGCCAGUUCCUGGCGCGGCCGCCGGGCAGCGCGGCCUCGGCGCUCACGCUGCACUGCAACAUCACGGAAUCUUAUCCAUCUUCUUCACCAAUAUGGUUUGUGGACUCUGAUGACCCAAAUCUGACAUCAGUUCUGGAACGUCUAGAAGAUUCUAAGAACAGCAAUUCGCUUCGUCAGCAAUUGAAGUGGUUGAUAUGUGAACUCUGCAGAUUAUAUAACCUUCCUAAGCACCUGGAUGUUGAGAUGCUAGAUCAACCAUUACCCACGGGUCAGAAUGGGACAGCAGAGGAAGUGACCUCAGAAGAGGAAGAUGAGGAAGAGAUGGCUGAAGAUAUAGAAGACUUGGAUCACUAUGAGAUGAAGGAAGAGGAGCCUAUUAGUGGAAAAAAGUCAGAGGAUGAAGGAAUUGAAAAAGAAAAUUUGGCAAUAUUAGAGAAAAUUAGGAAGACUCAAAGGCAAGACCAUCUAAAUGGCGCAGUGUCUGGGUCUGUGCAAGCUUCAGACAGGCUCAUGAAAGAGCUCAGGGACAUAUACAGGUCGCAGAGUUACAAAGCCGGGUUUUAUUCAGUGGAACUCAUAAAUGACAGUUUAUAUGACUGGCAUGUUAAACUUCAGAAGGUUGAUCCUGAUAGUCCUUUGCACAGUGAUCUUCAGAUCUUAAAAGAAAAAGAAGGCAUAGAAUAUAUUUUGCUUAACUUCUCUUUUAAGGAUAAUUUUCCAUUUGAUCCUCCAUUUGUUCGAGUGGUAUUACCUGUUCUCUCAGGGGGGUACGUAUUGGGUGGUGGCGCAUUAUGUAUGGAACUCCUCACAAAACAGGGCUGGAGCAGUGCCUACUCGAUCGAGUCGGUCAUCAUGCAGAUCAAUGCCACCCUAGUCAAAGGCAAAGCCAGAGUGCAGUUUGGAGCAAAUAAGAAUCAAUAUAAUCUAGCAAGAGCCCAACAAUCUUAUAAUUCCAUUGUACAGAUACACGAGAAAAAUGGCUGGUACACCCCUCCAAAGGAAGAUGGCUAAAUGUUGACUGUCAUAUGUUUGGACCAAUGUUGCUUUAAAGAAAAUCUUUCCACCGUGCAGACAAGCUCUGAGUGCCCCUAUAACAGCAGUACUGAAGAUGUUAGCUCAUAGAUCUUUUAGUGGAUAAUCUGUCACCUGACAUCCUGUAUAAGUUUAUAGCCUUCUCAUUUUGCUCACUUUAGGUAUCUUGGACUCAGCAAUGGGGCCUUUACUGUAUUUUUCUUGAUAAAUACACACACUGGCCACUCCUUUUCAUCUCUUUUUCUUGAAAAAUGAAAUCUCUUAAGCAGGCAAGUCAGUAUCAGGUUACUGAAGUCAGGACUUCAGGAUAACUUUUCCAUAAUAAGCUCGUGCGUUACGAGGACUUAGAGCCAGUAAAGCUUUAUUUGGUGUUUAAUAUUGGUUUAGAAAAUAUAAGGCCUUCUAAAUCACAGUAGCCUUUUCAGAUUAAAACAAUUUUAUGAUAUUGCCAAAAUAAUGACAGGAAACCUACUCAAUAAAUUGUUAAACUUUUUUAUGGCCAUGUGAAGAUAGGAGCCGUUUGCCGAAGAUAAGCCCUUAACUGAGCCGUACUGUGCUUGUUAGGCAAAGUGAAGCGCAAGUUCAGGCCAAGUAAGCAAGGAAGACUUGUAGCAGUACUUUCCACUGGGGCGUCACAGUUGUGCUGGGCUGAGUCUGUUAUUGGUUCAGUAUGUCUUCUGAAGAUCUGCACUAUAAAUCUUGAAGUUAUUUAAAAUACUAAGUCAUUUUACAUUUCCAUUUUAUUAACGGGAUGUUGCAAUCGUUUGUAAACUAAUAAAGUGAUGGGCACACAGACUCCUUGAACAAAAGCUGCACAGUUAAGUACAAAAGAUACCUAAUUUGGAGACUCUUAAAUUUUUUGCUAUAGUCAUAACAAUGGCUUUUAAUUAAAGACUAAUAGGAACUCUACACAUGUUAAUUCUUUUAUAAAACCUGACUCAAAUCAGUACACUUUCCAUUUUAUUGCCUUACCUGAAUCAGUCCUAUUAAAUUGGUAAUAGAUUUUUAUAUACCCAAGUUUGAUUUAAAAGUAACUUCUAGUUAUUAAGCACUUUUGAAAUGAAAUCCAGAAGCACAUUUUUCUGCACAAACCACUUACAGAAUUCAAAAGUGUUUCUUGUGCACUUGCUUUGAGAUUCCGUGUUUAACUUUGUAAACCACAUUGGGGAGACUUGGCACUUCUUUUGCUGUGGCCGAGAGGACAGUAGAGGAAGAUUUUCUGGCAUUCUUGUCAGCGUGGUUACAUUUGUGUACAGUUGUGAUACAGUUGCUCAGAGAAGGGACAAAGCAGGAUUCUUCAAAGCAUUACAGUUCCUUACACCUAAGGCUAAAUCUUGAAUACAUUAUUGAAUUCUUUAAUAUCCUGAUGGCCAGCAGAUUGAGAGCUGCACAUUUGGCAUGCUUUGUUGUUGUUUUUUUUU